GUAAAGAAUUAUUUCUACUACUACCUGUUCAGGAUUUCAGCUGCAAUGGGUCAAGAAGUUUUCUAUAUUACAUUCCUUCCAUUCACUUACUGGAGCGUUAACCCAUGUGUUGCUAGAAAGCUAAUUAUUAUGUGGUCGAUGGUCAUGUACAUUGGUCAAGUCUCCAAAGACCUUCUGAAGUGGCCUCGUCCUGGUUCUCCACCCGUGGUCAGGCUAGAGGAAAGGACAACUGCAGAGUAUGGGAUGCCAUCCACACAUGCAAUGGCAGCAAGUGCGAUCUCUUUCACUUUUGUUGCUAUGACGGUGGACCAGUACAAGUACCCACUUGAACUAGGCCUUAUGGGAGCCUUUUUAUUUUCAACCCUGGUAUGCCUGAGCAGAAUUUACACAGGAAUGCACACGGUGCUGGACGUGAUUGUUGGCAGCCUGAUCUCAGUACUAUUAACUGCUCUUGCUUAUCCUACCUGGGACCUCAUUGAUCACCUGAUACUAACCAGCCCUUUGUGUCCUGUAUUCUGCUUUACGGUGCCCCUUUUCUUAUGCUACAACUAUCCUAAAGUAGAUUAUUACAGCCCUACGAGGGCAGAUACCACCACUGUUCUAGGAGCUGGGGCAGGAGCCACUAUAGGAUUCUGGAUGAAUAAUCACUAUGUCUCUGAUGCUUUGACUGAAGCUCCUGCAUACAGUACUGUGUCAGUCACUGGCAAGAUGCUUCUGAUGGUUGCAAAGUUCCUGGUAGGAAUUGGUGUACUGCUUGUCACACGGCAGAUCAUAAAAAACUUGGCUCUUAAAUCACUGUGUUCUUGGUACAAGGUUUCUAUUAAUGAUCUUAAAGCUCUGCAGCAAGUUGAAAUUGAAGUGCCCUAUAAAUUCAUAACCUAUUCUUCCGUUGCCCUGAAUGCUACAGUGCUUGUGCCAUUACUGCAUAAUAUGUUGGGUUUAAGCUAAAUGCUAUGCAUUUUUUCCAAGAAUAGCCCAGAUUAUGGGAUGCACUAGAAAUGUAUGCUAUUGUAAAGACUUGAAUAAAAUAGUAUUGUGCCUUUCUGCACUGCUAAUACUGGAGAUCUGAAAGGAGCUUCUUAGUGGUCUAUUCCCUGCAGCACGAGACAAUUAGAUAUUCAGCAGCUUCCAUCUACCCGCAACUCUAGCAGUUUUGUGAACUUUAGGGAGUUUUCCAAAUCAAGCCAAGCACUGCACUUCCUACAACAGAAGCAUGAUUCUGCAAGAUCCAGUGUAGGUAAAGACGUUUCUACAAGCAUGUAAGAAAUGACAGUUGUAGGAAGAUUAGGAUGCUGUGUGCAAGGCAGUUAUGAGGACACUGCAGUUGAUUUGGCUCUGAAACAGGUUGCCCACCUAGCAAGAAGAGUGGAACCUUGAAUUAAUCUUCUCGAAAACCAGCCUAUGAAAUGCCCCUUUGUGUGUGAGUGGACUUUUAUCUGUUCAGUCAUUGCUGUGAUGCUCUUGGCACUCCAUCCUAACGUAGGACAAUGUUGACAACAUUCUGUGGCAUGGUUUUGUAUUACUUGUCCAAAAGGUGCAAGUAGAGCAGACAUCUUGUUACAGGGUUUUUGUUGGUUGUUGUUAGUCGCGAAGUCGUGUCCGACCCAUCGCAACCCCAUGGACAACAUUCCUCCAGGCCUUCCUGUCCUCUACCAUCCCCAGGAGUCCACUCAAGCUCACACC
Varanus komodoensis (Komodo dragon) is the source of this 1683-nucleotide messenger RNA. It is a transcript of the gene SGPP2, whose product is annotated as sphingosine-1-phosphate phosphatase 2. The record is from RefSeq and is a predicted model, not a curated record. Gene Ontology annotation, biological process: phospholipid dephosphorylation; sphingosine metabolic process. The transcript is spliced from 4 exons. Lineage: Eukaryota; Metazoa; Chordata; Lepidosauria; Squamata; Varanidae. Gene Ontology annotation, molecular function: sphingosine-1-phosphate phosphatase activity. Bases 46 to 948 code for a protein of 300 amino acids. Gene Ontology annotation, cellular component: endoplasmic reticulum membrane.